Ectocarpus sp. CCAP 1310/34 is the source of this 3390-nucleotide messenger RNA. The record is from the annotation of a GenBank genome assembly. NCBI's taxonomy places the organism in Eukaryota, Phaeophyceae, Ectocarpales, Ectocarpaceae.
AUGCUAGAUGGAGUACUGUCUAAAUUCUUCGACAUUGAGCAGGGGGUCCCACAAGGUUACACGCUGUCCCCAACAUUGUUCCAGGUGUUCAUCAACGAUCUGUUGGAAGUCGUAGAGGCAGUCCGGAAGGGAGUAAAAGUAGGGGACACGGAAACGUCGGUUUCAGGAAUGCUGUUUGCGGAUGAUUUUGUCGGUAUGUCGGACACCCCUGAGGGACUGCAACUGCAAAUUGACGCGGCGAAGAAGUUUACUGAUAAGUGGAGAUUGUCUGCCAACGUUCAGAAGAGUGCCGUCAUGGUUUGCAACGAGAACAAGGAGGAACCAGUAGAACAUAGAUGGAAGUGGGGGAUCGAGGAGAUUGCAGUAGUGGACCAGUACACAUACCUCGGAGUAGAGAUCGCAAAAGACUGCUCGUGGAAUGCACACAUGUCCAAGGUAGCGGAAAAGGGCAAAGCACGAGCAGGGAAGCUGCACCCAAUACUCGCAAACCGGCACCUCGAUACACGCAUCAAUUUGACGGUUUUGAAGAGCGUAAUUGUACCGCCGCUAGAGUACACCAGAGAAGCAUGGGAAGGAAAUAAGAAGGUAGUGAAAGAACUCGAGGCGGCGCAGAUGAAAGCAGCGAAAAUCAUCCUAGGAUGCUCCACGCGCACAAGUAAUGCAGCCGUGAGGGCAGAAUUGGGGAUCCAAUCCCUACGGUCGGGAAGAGACGCGAGGAAGCUGACCUGGCAGUAUCGCAUGUGCGGGAUGGGAGAGGAGAGGUUGCCGAGGAUUGUAUGGGAGGCGAAGUGGGCAAACAAAAAGAGGGGUAGACAACCCACGGAAUGGGUCAAGGUUGUAGAGGACGUAUGGAAGGGGCUCGACAUCGACGAAGAUGAAACGCUGGAAACGGAGGGUCUACAGGGGUUCAAGGAGAAGAUAUCUGUUGCUUGUGCCGAGAGAGGAGAAAAGAAAUCUGAGGAAAGAACAAAGCUUAAGGCCAAUUACAGCGCGCUGCACAGCGUGCCGCUCUACAUGAACCAGGUCAACUCGGCCAUCCUCCGCAUUGUCGCCGGAAACGAUGCACUGAGCAUCACCACUUCCAUGCACCCACUUCCACGCACCAGGUACCAGAACAAUUUCGACUCCGGAGUGGACUCGUUCAACGUGACCUUCUACAUACUUAUCGCCUUCAGCUUCGUGCCCGCGGCAUGGAUGGCCUACAUCGUCCGCGAGAAGGAGACCAAGUGCAAGCACCAGCAGGUGGUGUCCGGUGUGGGUCUGGAGGCGUACUGGCUGUCCUCCUACCUGUGGGACUUCGUGUCCCUCAUGCCCCCGAUGGCCUUUACCCUCAUCAUUCUAGCCGCCGCUGACGUGGGCACCCUCAUCUCCGGAGAGGCAGGGGCCACCACCUUCCUGCUCUUCCUGCUGUACGGCACCAGCAUGCCGUGCUACACCUACCUGUGGAGCUUCGCGUUCAAGAACUACUCGACCGCCCAGAAUGCCUUCCUGUUUCACAAUUGGAUCACCGGACUCAUUCUGCCGAUCGCGACGUCUAUCAUGGCUUUCUUCGACGGCAAGGUGUCGGACGUUGGCGACGGAAUCGCGACCCUGGCCCGGCUCGUCCCGCAGUACGCCCUCGGGAGUGGGUUGAUGAAGAUGAGUUUUAUUCCCAUCUUAAGCUUCUUCAAUGAUACGGAGUACACGCCGCUGGACGGCGCUAUUGCCGGGAACAGCCUGAGAUACAUGGGUGUCUGCAGCGUGGUGUACUUCGUGCUGCUGCUCGUUUUCGAGAGGAUUUCCGCUGGCGGUUCUUUCCUCUCCGGCAUCUAUGGCAAGCUGGUCCUGGGCAGGAGCCUGAAGAAACUGACGCCCAAACAGCUCGGGGACGAGGACAACAUCGACGAGGACGUCAGGGCGGAGAUGGACAGGGUGGCUACCGGCGCAGCCGACAACGACGUUGUCAAGGUUGCCGGUCUGCGGAAGGUAUACCCUGUGAGCAACGGCGCCAAGGUUGCCGUGAAGAGCACGUCCUUGGGCAUCCCGCGCGGGGAGUGCUUCGGCCUGCUCGGCAUCAACGGGGCAGGGAAGAGCUCCACUCUCGCGAUCCUCUCAGGUGAGCUUCCACCUACAACCGGAUCGGCCCUCCUCGGUGGCUUUGACGUGGGCAAGAAUCCUGAGGAGAUCCAUCGCCUCGUGGGGUACUGCCCGCAGUUCGACGCUCUGUUCGAGACGCUCACGGGCAGGGAGCACCUCGCUCUAUACGCGGCGAUCAAGGGUAUCCCGGCGGACAAGCGGUCUGCUGCAGUGAACCAGAAGAUCGAGGAGAUGGGGUUGACGCGCUACGCGGAAAGGCCGGCCGGCGGGUACAGCGGCGGUAACAAGCGCAAGCUUUCGGUUGCCAUGGCCAUGAUCGGGGACCCACAGGUGGGCAACAAGAAUCGCGAGACUUCGGAAGCCAAAGACGACGGUAGCAGUACGGUGGUUGCUGAGCUGCGAGAGCUACCACGACUAUCGAUCGUGUUCUUGGACGAGCCGAGCACGGGGAUGGACCCCAUGGCGAGGCGUUUCAUGUGGAACGUCAUCAUGCGGAUAGUCACGGAGAACAAGGAGUGCGCGAUGAUCCUCACCACGCACAGCAUGGAAGAGUGCGAGGCUCUCUGCCAGCGCAUCGGCAUCAUGGUCGGCGGGCGCCUCCGGUGCCUCGGCACUUCGCAGCACCUCAAGACACGCUUCGGCAAGGGCUUCCAGCUGGAGGCGCGCGUCAAAGCCAUCCUACCCGAGGAGACCGACGCCAUGAUGACCGAGCUGGCGUCGGCCACGAACGGGCAGGGCACCCUCGGAAACGACGGUGGCGUGCUUCGGGCGGCCCUCGCCGCCGCGCAGGCCCCCGAGCUAGAGGCGGAGGUCUCUCCCACCGGCCGCGGGGCGAGCAUCUACCACGCCAUCGCUAACCAGGGCGGGGUGCCCGUGAGGGACCUGGCGGCUUGGAUCUGCGUGGAGAAGAAGUGCUCUAAGGUUAUCGCCUUUAUGCAGCAACAGUUCGCGGGAGCAGUGAUGCGGGAGAAGCAGAACGCCAAGAUGCGCUUCGAAUUUCCGCCGCAGAAGAACCAGACCCUCGCGCAAAUGUUCGGCGUUGUCGAGGUGUUCAACGGCUUCGCCGCACAGCAAGAGGAAGAGCUCGGGCACGCCGCGGGCACCAUGUACCUUCGGGUGUCGAGGGAAGGCCGCGAGCGGAGCAGAUAACACACAUGAGCUAGGAAUCAGUGCUUGCUGCCGCACAUGGUGAUCUACGAAGCGCGGCCAGCCCACCAGCAUGUACGGACGCCCUUCAGUACAGCGGCGCUAGCAACGCCGCGGCCGCCGCGAUGACCUGGGUACAAUCACAACAAUCAUGCCUUCUUCCCGCUA